Solanum dulcamara is the source of this 1049-nucleotide messenger RNA. RefSeq lists its product as uncharacterized. The record is from RefSeq and is a predicted model, not a curated record. NCBI's taxonomy places the organism in Eukaryota, Viridiplantae, Streptophyta, Magnoliopsida, Solanales, Solanaceae.
UAGUUUCCUACUAUUAUAUCCAGCAAAAUAGAUUCAUAAGAGUGACAAUUUUUUUUCCGUGAAUCUAAUCGAAAGCAGUAUGGUUCAAUGGAAUUGAAGCUAUGUCAAUCCUCUCUUCCAUUUCUUAAAUACUCUUCAUUUAGAGCUAACUCCAUAUACAAGCACUUCAGUUUACUUCCUAAGAGGUGUAGAUAUCAUAUUCAGGAGCUUUUCUCAAAUAGUCAAUACUUGAACAUUUCCAAGCAAUUGUUGGUUCAUGUGGUGAAAGAGAGGGAUGAAACUUUGGCUUCACUUUCAAAGUUAUAUGGGUUGCCUAUUUAUGAUAUUGGCGCUGCUAAUAAGGAAAUUAUUGAUGUUGACCUUGUCUUUGAGGGGCAACAUGCCAAUAUCCCUUCCUAUGUUACAGCUUAUUUACAAACGAAUCAACGAGAGAAGAUCAGAUUACCUAAAAUUGAUGUGUCUGAAACAAACCGACGCUUCAAAUUCUGUGGCAAAGACAUCAACCACAAGAUGUUAUAUGUGCUUUCAUGCCGUCAUUUACCAUAUGCUAAAACCAGUGGUUAUUUUCUAGUUCUGGCUCCUCUGCUAGGCUUUUGCAUCAAAUGCAUAAUGGAUGCCUUUAACCAUAGAGUUGCUAGAAAUAAAUUGCAAGAUGUUCGUCAGGCAUCUGGAAGCAUGAGAUGGAAAUUAGCUCUUCGCGAUUUGAGCGAUCCAGAUGCAUUAUAUUCUGAUUCAAGACCUGAAAUUGAUAAUGUCACCGAUGAUAGAGAACAUCUCCAAUCUGAAGAGCUUUCACGUUCUUAUGCAAAACUGGACCAUGAUUAUCAGAAGUUCUUAUCGGAAUGUGGGAUGAGUAAAUGCAGCUACUGGCGUGGUGGUUCGGAUGAAUAAGAAUUCUGGAGUAUGUCUGUUGCUUUACGAAUUACAAUUCUCUCCAUUUAUUGAUCAAUGUAUAUAAAGCAGGUUAAUGGUGAAUGUAUAUAGUACAAAGCUCAAUUUGUCAAAUAGCAUUGCCUAGAUGAAAUCAUGGAAAUAUGUUUGAUUUUCCA